GCCACAUUCAGGUCCAGAAGAGGAAUUUAUCCAUAAAGGCCGAGACGAUCAAAUUCAAAUGGUUUGGUAAUCUGACAGUGCAAUCUCUCUAUUUUGGGGAAUUUCGGGUAAUCUUGAGGUUUUCCUCAAAGUCGUGAAAAGUUUGGUAGCUUUCCUCAAAGUCUGGAGAAAACCCAAAAUCUUGGGGAUUUUCCCCGGACCCAGGAAAAAUUUGGGGGUUUUGUCCUAUUUCCUCAAAGUUCCCUAUUGUAGCUUACCCAAAACGGACAUAAGUUUCCCCAAAAUAGGGAGGUUUAGAGGUUUUUAUUGGCAAUAACAGACUACGGGACUAAGAUCUUUAACGAAUAUCAAUAUUUAUUUAUAAGAUGGCAAAAACGGGAAAGUGUGUAUACUAUCUUAAAGUAAACUUGUGAUACGUUAGUAAAGUAGCGAUUUGAUUCGUAGAAUAUGAAAGAUGAAGAUGACUUGUUCGGACCCUACCCGAUUAUGUUCAUUGCAUUAUUGAUAUCUCUUUGAAAGCCAUACGGAUUAAUGUGCUUGUCCCCAAUAUUUUCUCCGCAUAAUCGGGUCGGUUUUAAGCUAUUGAUGCAAACUCGUUUCACACCAAUAUUUCACCUAAGUGUAAGCACCUAUGUAGUGAUUAAUUGUAUAUUGAACUCACGGAAAUAGGAACUUUCUGUGGCUUAAAUUAAAAUACCGUUAUUGUGUUCAUACUGUUUCCACUCAGUUUCUAGUCCCGUCAUACGUGAAUUUAUGUUCUAUGGCACCCAGCUCUAGAGACCCUGGAUCACGUCCAUUUUCGGCCCUGGAACAGGACUAAUCGGAAUAGUUAUCUGUUGCUUCUUGAUCAACGUCUUGUCUUUUGUCCGUUAUUAAACGGGCGCUCAUUACCUGUAAUAAUGCCUAUCCCGGAGUUGUCUAAUAUAUUGCUCCAUGAGUUUGUGAAUUUCAAAGUAUUGCAAUUGCACAAUAACCCUGUUAUUAUUGAUGGAGAGGACUUUAGUGAAUAUUUUUAUGAACAUUUAAAAUUACCUAUAAAAUAUGGUGGCGAAUAUUUAUCUUAUAUUGUACAUAUUAAGCAGUUUUUGAAUGAAAUCAAACAAUGCAAGAUUUAUCCAUCCUUUCUGUUUGGCUCCGAUUGUGAAAGAGUCGUAAGUUUUUAAUUUAUUGGGAAUAUUUAUUUGAAGUCUGCAUCCCAAGUUUUCAGAGUAUGAACAGAUUCCCGAUUAUGAAGAAUUUAACUUUUUAUUAUCUAAACGCUUCAGGGAUCAUUGGAAAUCUAGCAACGUAAAAUAUCACGCUGUAGCACACCAGGCUUACAACUUUCCAGUCAACUUCAAGCAAUGGAAUCAACAAUAAAAUUAUUAUCUUCAAGUAAUACACAAAAGAAAAAUUCAUCGCCUAUACCUUACUAUAUGUUUCUUCAAAGUAUGUUAACAGAUGUUCUCAGUGAUAUGGAAAUAAAAUUUUUAAAGUCUCCUUAUCCUCGUAUACGAAGUUGUGUCUCAUUAGCUACUUAUCUUCACCAUCCAAUCAUUGCUAGUUCUCCUGAAUAUUUUUUAAUCGGUACUCACCAGAUGUCAUCCGAUACAUCUCCUUGUUUUAUCCCACUAUCACUCAUGAAAUUUCAAUGUUUGGAAUCCAAAGGGAGUUGUUAUUGUGAAUCAAUAGAUGCAGAAUCACAAUCCAUCCAAACUCCAUGUCGUUUCUUAACAGUCCAUGAAUUUAUUCCUAAACCAUCUUCAGUUCAUCCAGCCUGUCGACCGUUGAUUGGCUUGUUACUUGGUACAGACUCAAUGCCUCACACAAAACUCCCCAACUACUUGUAUUCGAUCAUAAACAACAUAGAGAAAAGAAGCUACAAAUUUCGACGCUUUAUGACUCUGGUUUCAUGGUUUUCCCAAUUUAACACUAAUCUACAGACCCCAAUUGGUGAAAUCCUAAAAUGCUACUCUUCCAAAGAAAGAGGUAAGCUCUUAAAAAUGUUCGCAGAAUCACUGGCGGGAUACUUUCCAGACUUAUACUUAGGUCAAAAGUUAUCUGUUUCUCUUCAUCAAGAAAUUUCACUAUCAACUAGAAAUCAGUUGAAUCCUCCAAUUUUUGUGUAUAGCACACAGGAACCUAAUUCCACAACCGAAAUUGUAUUAUGGCAAAGACGUCUUGGUGAUUUGUUAAAAGGUCAGCUGACCAUUAUCCUAGGAAGUAUGGAUUUUACACAAGGAUGGUCAAAUUAUUUACUACAAUUAUAUUUUAAACAUAAACUUGCACCAUUCAUUUUAACUCCUAUCUAUUGUCAAGGUGGCGUUGUUAUGCCUUUAUUAAUUGAAAAUUCAAAUAUUGAAUUGUCAGCCUAUGAAAUUUCACUACCUUUAAGAUGGAUGCACUAUCGUUUAUUAUGUGGUAUUGAACAUAACCUAUCACAUAAACAAAAACUAAUCGGUUUAAAUCCUCAUAUUUUGGAAUAUCACCGUGUUGGUGAUACACUAACAACAUAUCAAAUUCAAGUUGAUCCUUUAAUUUUAAAUCGAUAUGAAGAUACAACAGAUAAAAUGCUUUCAAGUAUAGUUGGAUUUUCAUUUUCUAAUUUUAAUGUUGAAAGAAAAUGGAUCGUAAGUUUAGCACUGACCUUAACAUUUUGGUUUCAUGCUAUUACAAAAAAUAAGAGCAAUUUACGCGAUGAUCUACGAAAUUCUCCUAUUGUUCUAGCAACUGUAGCAAUUGCUGUCACCAAUUAUUUCAAUGUUAUAGAAUCAGAUGAAAAAACAGUUGAACAUUAUGGUAUUUUGAUUAAAUUCCUAAAGGAUAAGUUGUCUGAUCGACUAUCAUCAUCGUCUGUUGAUUCGUCUAUUGUUCAUCAUUUUACUUCAAUUCACACUGUAUAUAUCUAUCUACGAUCAUUGACACAUUUAAUUGAUGAAUUGGUACUAUCUGAUCGAAAAUCUAAUUCUUUGAGCUUUCUUCCGUCAUGGAUAUUCUUUCCGUCUGGACACUUAUUUUAUAGUCUUGUGAUUGAUAUAGAAUCACUUAAACCAGAUGAUAGAUUCCGUCUAACUUUACGCUAUUGGCUCCCUCGUCUUUAUCGUAUUCCAAAGUUAAACUCUGAAUCCGCAAUGAAAUUGCAAAAAUUAGCUGAAAUUUAUGAACGUGUAAUAAAUAUUGCAAGUGAGAUGAUAUGUUUACCAGUAUUUGCUCCAAAUAUUGUAUAUACAAAGGUACCAACAACUAUUCCUGUCAUUGAUUUGCUUAAAAAUGAAACACCUUCAAAUGCCCCAAGUUCAGUUAGAACAACAAACACUGAAAGGAGCUUACAAGAUAAAAAUUCAGAAUUCAAGAAAAGAUCACACUCUUCUAUCAAUAUUAAAUCAGAUAUCCCACUGUCUAAAUCUAAACAAUCAUUACCUAAUCGUCAUUACUCAGAAAAAACAUUGGUAACGUCUAAAAAACAAUCUCGAAAAUUACCUUAUCAUUUACGCUCUACUGGUUAUGCUGCUCGUUUACGUGCCAGACUUGAAGAAACAGAAUAAGAUAUCAAUUAUUUUUUCUUUGUUGUUGGUUACUCUAUUUUAAAUUUGUCAAUUUCCUUCAACUACCGAUUUUAUUAUGCCUUUCAAGUUGAAAAUUAUUCCGGUUAUUUUCCAUUUUCUCAUUAUAUUUUCCAAAAUAUCAGCAUUUUUAUUGGAGAAUAUCAAGUUUGUUUUUUGCCGUACUCGUACUCCUAUACCUUUCAAUGGGCUUUUUUAUUUAAAGUGUAUCUCAGUUGAUCUGGAGACUAUUGUUUUGAAAACAUGUUACUGGGUUUUUAAGGUUCCUCGUAUUCUUUUGAAAACACAAAUGAACUCGAUGAUAUGGGUAAAAACGCCAUUAAGCACUUUACUUUUUAUUUAAGUUCUAAUCAACGUUGUCUCAAGUGUAACACUCCUAUUUUCAACCAAUUCAAUAAUAAGAUGCUAGAUGUCUUGUGUGGCUUAAACUAAUAUUUCUUCGUUAUUUGAAUUGUUGGCAAGUACUGAUCACAUUUCAAUUGCAAGGAUCUUUUAUACUUCUCAGUCUUUAUGGGCAUUCAUCUUAAAAGACACUGUCUUCUUAUAGGUCUAUCCAAUUAUUGUUGACUCCGUCCUUGUAAUCUUGUGUACCAAGCUUAUUCAAAUUAUCAUUCUAACCACCUCUGAGCUUAAACUCACAAGUCUGAAAAGUGCCACUUCGCAAAAUAGAUUGUUUCUGAAAUAAACUACAUACAUACAAGGACUUUAUCUUAGCUAUUAUGUAUUCUAUACUUGUGGCUGAAGACUAUUUGGCAAUAUACUU
Schistosoma haematobium is the source of this 4305-nucleotide messenger RNA. RefSeq names its product Protein asteroid 1, variant 3. The record is from RefSeq and is a predicted model, not a curated record. NCBI's taxonomy places the organism in Eukaryota, Metazoa, Platyhelminthes, Trematoda, Strigeidida, Schistosomatidae. The transcript is spliced from 3 exons. The coding region runs from base 1344 to 3524 and encodes 726 amino acids.